AUGGCUAACGGGCAGAAGCCUGCGCGGGACGAACUCAAGAACCUCCAAGAAGAUCUCGGACCCUACUACCAAAUUCCCCUAAAGCCUAGGCGAAGCGGUACUCACUCAAGGGAGAAUAGCUUUCAAGAGUCUCUGCGCCAGUCCUCCAACACGCCGGAGCCGAAGCGAUCAGGCUCGAAGCGACAGGAUCCUUCGAGCAGAGAUUCCACCCCAAGCCGCCCGACAAAGUCGAGAACCAAGAACCAUAGUCGGGAUAUCACUUCAGACGUGGGCACGCCGAAGAGGUCGCCGAGAAGCGAACAUAAUACCCCGCGGCCGGAGUCGGUGAAGCCGGAGCGCCACAACCGCGAGAUGUCGCAACGAAACAGAAGCGGACGGGCGUCCAACCGCAACAACGGUAAUUCACAUGGAGAGGAGGUACAGAUAUGGGAGCUGUGCAAGAGUCAAGUGGGGGAGAUUGUCUCCGGAAUCAAUGCCGAGAAUGACAGUCUUACGGAGCUUGUCACGAUGGAUAAACAAGUCGGUACGAUGGACUUGGAAAAGAUUCCGAGUGACUCGUUGAAAGAGAUGGAACAGCUAUGUCGGACAGGGGUUAAGCACUCGGAAGCUAACAUGUCAGCACUCAAAAAUACUAUUGAGCAGCUUAAAGUGUUGCGCGCCGUGGUGCACGCUAAGGAACAGCAGGAUGCUCAAGCAGCGGGGCCUGGUAAGAGGAAUGCCCGAGACAGCGCGGCGGCAGCAUCUUCGCUCUACGACUUUGAUGGGGCUGGCGAUUCUCCCGUACCGAGUCCAAUUGGAGGAUCAGCAAGAAAAUAUGGUGAUCGAGCAAGAGAACGUGAACGAGAACGCGAGAGGGAAAGAGAACGAGACCGCGACAGCAUGCCCCCAAAGGCCGAUAGUGUCGAGCCUCAGGGGUCGGUUGGAAGCGGUGUCGGAUCAGGGAACAACAAGUCCAAAGUUGUUUUCUCAAAAGGCGAUGCAGUUGCAUUCAAGCCCAAAGCGUUGAAUGGGGAUACAACGUCAGACUGGAUACUCGGUGAGGUCGCGCAGGUGAUGGGUGAGGGCAAAAGCCGACGAUACAAGGUCCUCGAUAUAGAACCCGAGGACCAGAGCAAACAGAAGGAGUACCGAUCAAGUGCCAGCAGUAUGAUUCCCAUUACACCUGAGAGUCAAGCAUCGACGCUGAAGGACUGGGAAUCAGGUAAGGUGGUGCUGGCACUGUAUCCCAACACAACCACGUUCUACAAGGCGGAGGUUCAUAGCAUGGACAGCGACGGCAAGGUCAAUCUCAAGUUUGAGGGGGAGAAUGACUCUUCAACACUACAACAGGUGGAGAGGAGGUUUGUGAUUGAAUACCGAGCAUAA
Fusarium proliferatum ET1 is the source of this 1365-nucleotide messenger RNA. RefSeq lists its product as uncharacterized. Lineage: Eukaryota; Fungi; Ascomycota; Sordariomycetes; Hypocreales; Nectriaceae. The transcript has a single exon. The record is from RefSeq and is a predicted model, not a curated record. Gene Ontology annotation, cellular component: SAGA complex. Bases 1 to 1365 code for a protein of 454 amino acids.